Dermacentor silvarum is the source of this 1533-nucleotide messenger RNA. Its product is annotated as leucine zipper transcription factor-like protein 1. Gene Ontology annotation, biological process: negative regulation of protein localization to cilium. The record is from RefSeq and is a predicted model, not a curated record. Lineage: Eukaryota; Metazoa; Arthropoda; Arachnida; Ixodida; Ixodidae. The coding region runs from base 49 to 966 and encodes 305 amino acids. Gene Ontology annotation, cellular component: cytoplasm. The transcript has 10 exons.
CACUGCUCUGCAGAGAAGACGACUUUGCGUGCUUAUCAACACUGCGACAUGGCCGGAGAGCGUGAAUUAAGCGACGGCCACCACGAUGUAAUAGUGCGCUACUUGAAGUUCUCUAAAUCGCAGCGAGCCCAGCGUCUGAAAGUUAUCGACAAAAGUUUCGACGACGUGAAACAUGCGAGGCUCCUCGAGGAAACGUACACGUCCGAGGAAGUUCAACAGAUCCUCGAUGAUCUUUGCACCGUAGUGCGAGCCGAGGUUGAGAGCGAGCUUAUCAAUUCGGCUCAUGCAAACGUGGUUCUGCUGAGACAACUCUGCAAGCAAGCGGAACAGUGGCACCUCCAGCUUCAGGCAGAUAUGUCGGAACUUGAAGAUGGAUCACUAAUUGAAAAUGUUGGUGGCAUGGAACUGGAAGGAUUGAGCACAGGAAAGCAAUUGCAGGCGUCUUCAUCAAGGUCACACAAGUUGAGCCCCCUUGAGGACUCGCACGGACCAAGCGCUCUUCUGCAGAAAGAAAUAGCACGAAUGAAGAGUGAAAAUGCAAUGCUGCGAAGUCGGCUGAAGGAUGUUGAAAGUCAGGUUUCUCAGAUACUAAACCAGAAGUCUGAGCUGGCUGAGAGGUUUAACCAGAAGAAGUGUGAGCUCAUGGAAAGCUUGAGGAACAAGGAAAGAAAAAUGGACGAAUCAACAGAGUUUAUAGAAGACCAAAUGACCAAAGUCAAACUCGAAAUGGAGGAGAGCCUAAACAAAAGCCGGUUGUCGCAGCAAAAAUUGGAAUCUGAUUUGGUAGUGACUAAGCAGAAGCUUCUUGAAGUGCAAGCGCAGCUGGACUUGGCCGAAAAAGAGCUGGAAAAAAAGUUCAGCCAAACCGCAGCUUACACAAACAUGAAGAAGAUGCUGGCCACUAAGAACGAUCAGAUCAAGGAGCUGCGCACUGUUCUGGCUACGUUUCAGACUGGAGAGACGUAGAGACAAAAGAGAUUGUCGAGUUUGUACGGGUGGCAGUCUGCAGUAUAUAAGGCAGCCGUUUAGAGUGCUGGAACCUUCUAGUCUUUAUUUAUCAUUAUUUCUUUGUAAUACAAAAUGCUCACCUUUGUCUUUUGGCGCAUUAUGACCAUCACUGUAAUGCCAUUGUCUUUUUUUUUUCUUGAUUGUGUUUUUGAUGUUGCAUUCAAUGUUCUUUACGUGAUGUUCAGUGCAAUAUGUUUUACUACAUUGAGAUCUACAACAUGUUAAUUUAUCAAGUAACAUUCGCAUUGAAUUUAGUGGCAUAUAAACUCCAUUUCUCCACCUGAACGUUAUUUUUAAGCGCAUUUUUCAUGGGGUCAUUCUCAUUUUCACGUAUCUGAAACUAAGUGAAUUUACUAUAUUUGUAUAGGCAGAUUGGUGGCUGACAAAGGAAGGCUAUUAGAGACACUUCGAUCUGUGAUAGAUGGCAUAUUUACUGUGAUCACUAGCUGCUUUACCUGUAUACACGAGGCAUUUAAGGCAGCUGGAAUGUUAGCUCUCACCUGUUUGCUAAUGUUAAGAAGAAAA